GCUUGUCGCUGGUGGACGCGAUUCGGUGGUUUCGAUUCCGCGAUAUUCGUUGGUUCGGUGCCGUUUUACACAGCUCGAGUGGAGUGUUGGUGACAACUGAGUGCCCCAAGGGUGGACAAGAGUGCAAUAAAUUGACAAACUUCCAGGAUCGAAGAGCAUCGGCGGCCAUGGGCCACGCAUAAUCGCUGUCCUAGAGCCAAGACCUCCGAGGAUGGAGACCAGCAGCAGUGUCGUGGCGGAGAUGGAGGCCUCCAGUCCAGCUGAUCACGGCCAGCCCACCCAGAUCACCUCCAUCGAUGGCUUCUUCAAUCGCAAGCGGGGUCGUCCGCCUAAGAAUCGCUUUGUGGAGGUCUACAAGAGCGCCCAGCACUCGCCGCAGGCCAUCUUCACCAGCUUCAAGCUGGAGAGGAGCGAUCACCCCGGUCAUGGUGCACCUGUUCCCGGUGGCUCGGCGGUGGAGAGCGCAGAGGAUCGUCUGUCCCAGGCGGAUCUCGAGGCGUCGGCCACCGAUCUCACACCUAGUCGCAACCGGAAACGGGGUCGUGUUUGGGCCCCAUCGUCAUCCUCCUCAGUUUUGGAGCAGCCGAGCAAGAGGAGCUCACUCCAUCCGCCCCACCUGGCAGCCAGGAGUGAGACCCUGCCCCGGAGCAGCCGCAAUGAGUCUUCAGCACAGCCCAAUUUACCGCCUUCAGAAACUUUAGACGCAUUAUCGUCAAAAAAUGUAUUAAGGAGAGAUCUGGAUAAGGUUUCCGUUGUUCGAGCCGCGGGCACCUUUUACCCGGAGAAUGCUGCGCAUCAGGAAGUGCCGGACGCGGGGGCCUCGAGGCACACGAGUGGCCAGGAAUCGGCGGACCAGGAAGCCGACCAGCCGGAGGAUCUGAGCAUGCGUUCGUCUCUUCUUCCUCCGGAGGCGACGGCCACACCAGCGGGAGUGGGACCAGCCCUGAAUAUGAAUCUGCUGCAGUUCAAGCAGCUGAUCGACUUGUACCAGCGCCAGGUGCUGCUGCCCAGCUUCCUGGCGGCAGCCAGUCAACCCCUGGCCACCGGGCUACCUGGAUCGGGAUCGGGAGCAGUACCUGGACCCCUUCUGGACAUGCGCCUUCUGCUGGAGAACGCCGCCCACCAAAAGCUGCUCCUCCUGAAUGCAGCUGCCAGUGCAUCGGCAACUGCAGUGGGCACUGCGACCGAUCCUGGUGGCCAGCGGACCGCGGUGAAGAGGAUCCGGGACCACGACAUACCCACUGGCUACCUGAAGUUCCGUUUCAACGAGGACUGCGGCUUCGAGCGCUGUGGCUACCGCAACCACCAGUCGCACUUCCACUGCAACCGGCGGGACUGCCACUACAGCUUCUGCGACAAGACGCGGUUUGUGCAGCACACGGCGCGCCACGAGCGGAUGGACACGCUGAUGGGCGACGACUUCCGGCAGUUCCGGGCCAACAUGCAGUGCGGGGUGGCCACCUGCUCGUACUCCGCUGCGGCGGCAGGAGCCACGGACUCCAACCACCAAAGCCGGAUGGAUGCAACAGAGGCGGGUUCGACGGGAUCUAGGAAGACCUCGCACUUCCACUGCCGCAAGUGCGACUACGUCUGCACGGACUCCAACAAGGUGGUGGCCCACCGACGACUGCACCUUCGCCAGGACUACGUGCGGAGUGCGGGAUUCCGCAAGGUGGGCGGAAACGAGCCGUGCGAUUCUCCGGGCUGCUCCUACGCCCAGCGGCACACGCACUACCACUGCGACACCUGCGACGGCGGAGUCCUCUCGCGGGCCCAACUGGCAGCCCACAAGCACCGGACAGCGCUCCCCAAACCGGAAGCGGCUACCACUCCCUGAAUGUCAUACGAAAAUACAGACCCUAGGAUAUCAGACUCCUAACUCUAAAAUAAUAAAGUAACUGAAAGAAAUGCA
Molecule: messenger RNA, 1912 nt
Organism: Drosophila biarmipes
Lineage: Eukaryota; Metazoa; Arthropoda; Insecta; Diptera; Drosophilidae
Product: zinc finger protein castor homolog 1
Exons: 6
Coding region: 212-1837 (541 amino acids)
Biological process (GO): regulation of neuron differentiation; positive regulation of transcription by RNA polymerase II
Cellular component (GO): nucleus
Molecular function (GO): RNA polymerase II transcription regulatory region sequence-specific DNA binding; DNA-binding transcription factor activity, RNA polymerase II-specific
Source: RefSeq, a predicted model, not a curated record